This is a messenger RNA of Leptomonas pyrrhocoris, 617 nucleotides long. Its product is annotated as ATG8/AUT7/APG8/PAZ2 putative (ATG8A.2). The transcript has a single exon. The record is from RefSeq and is a predicted model, not a curated record. Lineage: Eukaryota; Euglenozoa; Kinetoplastea; Trypanosomatida; Trypanosomatidae. Bases 207 to 617 code for a protein of 136 amino acids.
AGCGACUUUUCUGUCUGCUUUCGAUCCCCAACGUCACCUGUUUUUCCGUUGUGCGCGUGCAUGCUCGCCGCAGGUGUCUAGUGAUACUCGCCGCUUUCUCUCCCCACAGCACACACGUCUUUUCAGCACGUCACCUCCGCCUCCUCCUCUCUCUUUUCCGCUCCUCGCUCAUCUGCGGGUUCAAUUGAGGAAGGUGCACGUCCGCCAUGUCCUACGCCAAGUCCGUCGCCGUGAGCGUCCGCACCGCUGAGUGCCGGCGCCUGCAGCAGGAGCACCCCAACGAGAUUCCGGUUGUGAUGGAGGGCCCCAACGGUCGCGUGCACUUCCUCACCGUACCCCACGAUGCCACGGCGGCCACGCUGGAGGUGGCGGUGCGCAGCGCAGCGGCGAUCACCGGCAAGAAGCUCGGCAUCGUUGUCCGCGGCUGCUCCCCCGCACCCUCCACCGCCAUGGCGGACCUCUACGACGCCUGCCGGUGCGAGGACGGCUUCCUCUACGUGGCGUUCCGUGGUGAGGGUGCCAUGGGUGCGCGCAACAUCUACUGCGUGGGCAACACCGGUAGAUACCUGGAGGACAUCGAGAACAACCCGGAUCUCUUCGGCUCCUACACGGCGUGA